AUGGAAGCGCCGCCAUCCUCCGAUGGAUUGUUAUCACUGAAUAUUUUCUAUCGGCGCAAAAAAGCUAGCAUGUGUAUGAGUAAUUGUCGCAAUAUCGAAGUCGCCAUCCUAUAUCCCCGUGCUCCCCCGUCAUCAUGUCUUCCAACUCCGAUUUCAGUCUCGGACUUUCGAAACACCUCGUUGCGGCUCCAAGAAAGUUCCCCUGAGACCCACGAAGCCGUGGCCAUGGUUACCGCCGAUCAGGAACCCGGAUCCAGGCCCGGGCCUGUCGAUCUCAGCCUCACGACAUCCAUCAGCAACACAUCACGUGCCCCUCCCUCCUCAUUCCGCUUCCUCGACCUCCCCCUGGAACUCCGCCUCAAAAUAUACACCUACCUUCUCCCCGCCCGCGCCCACACCAUAGCCACGCAAAUCCCGCACAACGGCUAUUAUUACAACACCGCCUCCCUGCCAUCCCACUCUGCCAGCUCAUUCUACCCCUUCGGCCGCUGCCCGACCCACAACCUCACCACCUACAAAGUCCUGACCGAUAAUUUCCGCUCUGGCUUUCCCUCUCCUUCAAUCUACCCCGAGAUUCUCCGCGUGAGCAAGCAGCUGCUUGCAGAAGCGGAACCGGUGUUGUAUGGUGCCAAGGACGUGCUUUGGGAUUUCGGCGUGCAUGCAGAGGCCCUACUCGCAUUUUGGGGCGAUAGGAGUCAGGCUGCUAGGGCGUGUGUGAGGAAUCUUCGGAUUGCGAAGGAGAUUCCUGCUUUACUAGCUUCCGAUAGCAAUAGUAAUAGCGGUGUAGAUGCGCGCUGGCUGACACUCUGCGCGUUUAUCAAAAACGAGCUAGUGGGGCUUGGGGAAUUGGAUUUGACCAUUUGGAGUGGGAGUGGGAGCGUGGCUUCUUUUCAUUCCAAUGGUUCGGGUGGAAAGGAUGGGGAGGAGAGGUGGAGGGAGUGGGAAUGGACGAGGGAGUUGCUGGAUAUAGAUGCGCUGAGGUGUGCGAGGUUAACGUGGUGGGGCUUUAGUAGCGUUGAGGGGGGAGGGAUGCCGGCGGCGGGGUUUGAUUCUUGGAUGGCGGGACGGAUGAUGGCGGAUAGGUUGGCCAGAGAUAGGAUGGUCGAACAGGGGCUUGUGGUUGAGGGGUCUUUAGUUGUUUCUAGAAAGGCUGCUUGA
Messenger RNA from Lachnellula hyalina, 1158 nucleotides. RefSeq lists its product as uncharacterized. The record is from RefSeq and is a predicted model, not a curated record. Bases 1 to 1158 code for a protein of 385 amino acids. Lineage: Eukaryota; Fungi; Ascomycota; Leotiomycetes; Helotiales; Lachnaceae. The transcript has a single exon.